UUUCAACGCGCCUUAUCACAAGUCCUGGACAGAGAUAAGAGGGCGCAAAUGGCGUUGCAAGCAAUAGGAGCAUCCUCUCCCUCUUCCGGCCUCUAUCGGAUUCGGAUCCGCGCCUCUGCGGGCGGGAACCCACCCGGCUCUCUCGUCGCGGUUGGUGCCAAUUUUGCGGGCAUCACCAGCUCCCUCCUCAACUUAUCGCCAGGCUUAGCUCGCGGGUUCAGGUUCGACGUCCUGUACCCGAUCCAAGGCUUCACUCGCUGUUUCGACCCCAGCAAUGGCUUCGAGUUCAUAUAUCCUGCAAACUGGGUUGGAGACCAAACGCUGUUGUAUAGAGCUGUAGGCAAUGCAGAGUCUCAAAGAUCACUAGAUCCUCCACCUUUGAACAGAAACGGAUCAAGAAGUCGAGGUGCAAAUGAGCCUGCAGUGGCUUUUGGACCUCCGGGCUCCAAUGGUGAGCUCAAUGUCAGCGUCAUCGUCUCAGAAGUUCCUCGUGAUUUCUCAAUUGAGGCUUUUGGCGGUCCGAAGGAAGUCGGAGAAUCUGUGCUGAAGAAAAUCGCUGGAUCAAGGAAAGGACCAGAAAUUACAGCGACGCUUGUUGAUGCAACUUUGAGAGAAGAUACCUUGAAGAAGGUGAACUAUUACAAGUUAGAGUUCAGAGUGGAGAGCCCUUCAUUUCGUCGACACAAUGUUGCUGUUUGUACUUCAAGAAACGGAAAGCUCUUCACUUUAAAUGCUCAGGCGCCUGAAUCGACUUGGGUGAAGGUCAGGAAUGAGUUCUGUAAGAUGGCAGAUUCUUUCAAUCUCACUGAAGCCUGAACAUAAUACUGUAACAUUGUAUGUUGAGUGGUUAUCUACAAAAUUUUCAACGACAAGAAAUGCACAUGAAGGGUAGAGAUAUGAGGCCAAAACGUUAAUCAAAUUACGAAAUUUUGUUACUCACAAUCAUUUUUCCUCUCAUAUUCGUGGAGGCAUUUAUCAUGAAUUCUUGCAGUAAUGAGGUAUAGGGAUUGUCCUGAUAA
Molecule: messenger RNA, 1019 nt
Organism: Asparagus officinalis (garden asparagus)
Lineage: Eukaryota; Viridiplantae; Streptophyta; Magnoliopsida; Asparagales; Asparagaceae
Product: psbP domain-containing protein 7, chloroplastic
Exons: 3
Coding region: 49-816 (255 amino acids)
Biological process (GO): photosynthesis
Cellular component (GO): extrinsic component of membrane; photosystem II oxygen evolving complex; photosystem II
Molecular function (GO): calcium ion binding
Source: RefSeq, a predicted model, not a curated record